This is a messenger RNA of Closterium sp. Naga37s-1, 9081 nucleotides long. Lineage: Eukaryota; Viridiplantae; Streptophyta; Zygnematophyceae; Desmidiales; Closteriaceae. The record is from the annotation of a GenBank genome assembly.
AUGCAGAAGAAGCUACUUCUGACUAUGCAGCGGCGAGCUAAGCCAGGGGACAGGGUUUUGGUGAAGAGGGUUUUAGAACGUAGGGGUUUAGACAAUAGGGAUUCGGGAAACGAAGGAAGAGGACGUGGAGCGGAAGGAGGAGGAUUGGCAGGCAGACACGGGGCGAAUGCUGCUGGUGCUGGUGGCGAGUGGGAUGGGGAAGGGAGGAGGAGGAGAGAAGCGAGAAGCAAUGGGGAAAGUGGUGAAGUGAGCGAGGACGAGAGGGAAGAAGAGGGAGAGGAGGAUAGGGGGGAGGAGAGCAGGGAGGAUGAGAGUGGGGAGAGGAAUGUGAGGGAGCAAGCGGGAACAUGGAAGGGGUGGAAGAGGUGGGAGGACAAGAGGCAGCGGCGCGACAGGGAGGGGCGGAAUGAGAAGAGUGGUGACUGGCAAACGGAGGUGGAGGAGGACGAGGAGAGGUGGGAGGAGAAACGAAGAGGGGAGACAGGUGGUGCUGUCAGAGGUGGAGAGCGGGGUGAGGGAGACGCGGAGGGAUUUUCUGUCCAGGUGGCUGCUCAGGUGGCGGCCCAGGCUCUGAUUGGAUGCUUCUGCACCCUGCUGCCACCGCCACUCUUCAUACUACCCCUCCACCUCUUGCCCACCCUCCCACCUCAUCCACCCCUCCUCACCGCGUACCACCGCACUCGGCAGAUUGUGGAGCUGUGGGUGCAGCACGCCCCUGCGCUCUCCCUCAGGAUAUUGGAGCUCUGGAUGCAGCACGCACCCUCUCUCUCCCUCAGGGUCUUUGAUUGGAUGCGCCAGCAGCCGUGGUGCCGCCCGCGCCUCGACUCCUACAGCCUCGCGGUUCAGAUUGCCGCCCACUCCCGCAUUUGGGGACGAAGCGAGGCGCUGUUCGAGGAGAUGCAGGCGGACGGCGUGCGGCCGGACUCGUUUGUCUUUUCUGUGAUGGUGCGCGUGCUGGCGCAGCAGGGGCGGUGGGAGGAUGCGAUUGGAUUGGUGGAGAGGCGGGCGGCAGCAGUCGACCCGGAGCUCAUGUCAUUAGUGAAGGUACUCCUUCACGACAUGGCAUGCUCGCCACACGCCGCCUCCCUCACAGCCGCCCUCCUCUCCUCUCUCUCCUCACUCCCCUCCUCCUCUCCCUCCCCCUCCGCCUCCUCCCGUCCCCUUUCCCCAACCCCUUUCUCUCUUGACCAAGAGUCAUACCGACUCCUCCUCCGCUCCUUCUACUCCCACAACCACCUGCCUCUCAUCCCACCAACCGUAGCCAGCAUGAUUCAAGCAGGCUAUCUCCUCAGCCAAUGGGAUGCCGCCAUGUGGCUCGAGGCCCUCGCUGCCCAGGGCGACGUUGCAGGGAUCCGGGCAGCUGUUGGGGAAAUUCUGGCGCUCGGGCUGCCCGAGCCGGAAAGUUUUCGGAUGGCCAUGGUUUUGGGAUUUGCAAGAGCGGGGGAGAUGGACCGAGCUUGGAGCUUGUUUGUAGGGGGGGAGGAGAGUGAGGGAGUGAGUGAGGGGGUGCAAGAGGGAGUGGCGAGCCAGGUUUCCCAGAAGCCACCUAAGAGGGGUGUGGAGCCGAGUCUGUAUGUGAUGGUGGUGGAGGCGAUGGUGGGGGCGGGACGCAUGGAACAGGCAGAGGCGGUGUGUGCGGAGUAUGGGCGGGCGCACUUGGUCGCUGUGCAGAGGUUCAAAUACGGGCGCCCCUACACUGUACUCCUGUCCGCCUACCUCCUGUCCGGCGAUCUCUCGUCCUUUUCCCGCGUAUGGACAGCAAUGAGGGCGGGCGGCCGCCCGGUAGACAGUUACGUCCUUCGUCUGCUAGCCAAGGCCUGCGCGUCUGUGGGCGGGCUCAAGGGGCUGGCAGUGAUGCUGUGGGCGGCAAGAGAGGGGCGGGAGAGGGAGGUGGGAGGGAGUGAGGGAGGGAGUGUGGGAGGGAGUGAGGAAGUGGAUGGUCAAACGUGGGAUGCUGCCGGGGCGAGAGGUGGAGCAAGUGAAGCAGUGCCAGAAGACAGUGUGACAGAUGAAGCUGGUGCAACCAGUGCAUCAGGUGCAUCAGGUGCAUCAGGUGCAUCAGGUGCAUCAGGUGCAUCUGCAACAGCUACGUUGGUGGAGGUGGCAGAGUUGGCAGCAGGAGCUAUGGUGGUAGAGGCAUCCCCGGAAGAGGUAGAGGCAGCCGAGAGGCAGUUCCCAGUUCUCGCGGCCGAGCUGAGGGGUAGCGACAAGGCGCUCAGGGUAGUCGUCAGGUACCUGUUCAAGGAUGCUAACGUGGCGGGUGGGGAUGAAGCCGUGCCUGCUGACGUGGCGGCUGGAGAUGAUGUCGUGCCUGCUGACGUGGCAGCGAGUGGGGAGAAGGGGGGAGGUGACGUGGAGGAGGGUGGCGGGCACGGGGUUGCUGCGGUGAGAAGCGGAUGGUCUGAAGAGCGUGUGGGUGUGCCAGCAGCAGCAGAGGAGCGUGUGGGUGUGCCGGCAGCAGGGCAGCAGCAUGUGGGUGGUGGAAGGGGCGACGAGGCGUCAGAGGAAGAUCAUGUGGGCGAGGCUGGGCGGGACGUACUGGGGCACUCAGUGUGCGCGAGUGAUGGGAUGGUGGAGGGGGUGGAGGGAGCACAGAGAGAGGAGAAGGAGAGGGGACAAGAGGGGGAUGCGGGAGAAGAGGGUGAAGGAAUCAGGGAGGGAGAGGAAGGAGGAGCAGCAGAGGCGAAGGGAGAGUUAGAGAGAGGGCAGCGAGGCAGAGGAGGGCAGGAGGGGGAGGAGCGGAUACCUUUGGGGGCUCAAGUGGUGGAAGUAAGGGGCGGUGCAGGGGCGGGAGGGGAGGGAGUGGAGGGAGUGGAGGGAGUGGAGGGAGUGGAGGGAGUGGAGGGAGUGGAGGGAGUGGAGGGAGUGGGAAUGCCAGUGGCGGCAACAGCAGGGGACGGGACAGGGGCUGCAGCAGUGGCAGUGGCAGAAGCAGCAGGGGAAGGAGCGACAGACGAUGUAGCAGUGGUGGCAGCAGUGGUGGUAGCAGGGGUGGCAGCAGGGGUGGCAGCAGGGGUGGCAGCAGGGGUGGCAGCAGGGGUGGCAGCAGUAGAAGAUGAUAGGGAGAGAAGAGAGAUGGAAAGGACGGGAGGGGAAGGCGAGGGGUCAGUAGUGAGGAAUGGAGGGGAGAGCGGAGGAGUUUCAAGUGGUGCUAAUGGUAGCAACAGUGGCAGCAGCAGCAGCAGCAGCAGCAGCAGCAGUGAGAGCUUGGCAGAGCGAAGGCUGGCGAUGGGAUGGGUUGGGGGAAGGCGUGGGGAGGGCAGAGGGGGUAGAGAGGGAGGGAGGGGGAAGAGUGUGGAUGGAUCCAAGCUGAGAAGGCCAGUUGUGGGCGGCAAAGCGGAUUCUGGUACAGUGCAGCACGGUGGCAGUGGGAGGGAUGAGAGCCAACUAGGUGUAGUGCAGCAGGCUGUAGCAGAGGCGGCUGUAACAGAGGCGGCUGUAGCAGAGACGGCUGUAGCAGAGACGGCUGUAGCAGAGAUGGCUGUAGCAGAAACGGCAGUAGCAGAGCGGGCUGUAGCAGAGCGGGAUGUAGCAGAGACGGCCGUAGCAGAGCGGGCUGUAGCAGAGACAGCUGUAGCAGAGACAGCUGUAGCCGAGCGGGCUGUAGAGGCAGCUGUAGCAGAGACAUCACGAGAGGGGGAUUUACCUGAGGAGAUGGUAGCGCAAGCGGGUGGGGGAGAGGCAGAGGUGGUGCACGGCGCUUCAACGAAUGUGACUUCACCAGAGGCUGUGGGGAUUGAGGCUGCUGCAGCUGCAGGGAGUGAUGCUGCACCUGUGGGGAUGGUAGAGCAUGUGGUUGGGGGAGAGACAGCGGUGGUGGAUGAUGCUACAACGAAUGUGACUUCACCAGAGGCUGUGGGGAUUGAGGCUGCUGCAGCUGCAGGGAGUGAUGCUGCACCUGUGGGGAUGGUAGAGCAUGUGGUUGGGGGAGAGACAGCGGUGGUGGAUGAUGCUACAACGAAUGUGACUUCACCAGAGGCUGUGGGGAUUGAGGCUGCUGCAGCUGCAGGGAGUGAUGCUGCACCUGUGGGGAUGGUAGAGCAUGUGGUUGGGGGAGAGACAGCGGUGGUGGAUGAUGCUACAACGAAUGUGACUUCACCAGAGGCUGUGGGGAUUGAGGCUGCUGCAGCUGCAGGGAGUGAUGCUGCACCUGUGGGGAUGGUAGAGCAUGUGGUUGGGGGAGAGACAGCGGUGGUGGAUGAUGCUACAACGAAUGUGACUUCACCAGAGGCUGUGGGGAUUGAGGCUGCUGCAGCUGCAGGGAGUGAUGCUGCACCUGUGGGGAUGGUAGAGCAUGUGGUUGGGGGAGAGACAGCGGUGGUGGAUGAUGCUACAACGAAUGUGACUUCACCAGAGGCUGUGGGGAUUGAGGCUGCUGCAGCUGCAGGGAGUGAUGCUGCACCUGUGGGGAUGGUAGAGCAUGUGGUUGGGGGAGAGACAGCGGUGGUGGAUGAUGCUACAACGAAUGUGACUUCACCAGAGGCUGUGGGGAUUGAGGCUGCUGCAGCUGCAGGGAGUGAUGCUGCACCUGUGGGGAUGGUAGAGCAUGUGGUUGGGGGAGAGACAGCGGUGGUGGAUGAUGCUACAACGAAUGUGACUUCACCAGAGGUGGCGGAUCCCGCCGCCCCUCCGCCCCCUCCGGCUGCAUGGGGGCGUGUUCUCUCUGCCCUGCGCGACCCCGGGCAGUACGGGCAGCUGAAAGAAGUUUACCGGAUGAUGCUAAGCGCUUUGGAGCGGGAGGGGACUCAAGUGCGCUGGCAUCAAGGGCAGGAGGGACAGGAGGAGGUUCAAAUGCGCAGGCAGCAGGGGCAAGACGGGCAGGAGGAGCUGAGAUGGGGGCAGCAGGGGCGGGAGGAGAUGCAAGAGGGGCGGGAGGAGAUGCAAGAGGGGCGGGUGGAGAUGCAAGAGGGGCGGGUGGAGAUGCAAGAGGGGCGGGUGGAGAUGCAAGAGGGGCGGAGCAUGAGUUGUUCUGCUGGUACUGAAGAUGGGGGGGUUGACAGUAGAAGUGACACUAGAGAGGGUGACAGUAGAGGGAGGGGCAGGGGUAGAAUUGACAGCAGCGGCAGUGAUAGUAACGAGAGUGAUAGUAAUGAGAGUGUUACAGUCUUUACAGGAGGGUAUGUGCUUCCAUUCAAUCUGGUGCUGAUGUCAGCAUGCAGGCGGGGAGCAGCUGAUGACGUAGCAGCUGUUUUUGGUGACAUGCUCAGUCAUAACGUCAUCCCGUCAUGGGUAUGUGAUAGGCAUUAUGGCCACCCGCUUCCCCCUAAAACUGCCAACCUUCUUGGUGCACCCUCUCCCCCCACUCCUCCUCAACCUCCCCCCCCCACGCCCCCACUCCCUCUCUGCCCUCUUCUCCCUCCCGAGCUCCCUUUACAGAGAUCUCUACUCUUCGUGCUGAAGGGUGCAUGUGGCCCCAACCAGCCGUUCCCCUCCCCCACGUCGCUCGUUGCCUUUGUUGCCUCUAAGGCCACUCAGCUGCCACCAGAGCCACACGCGUCUGAUGAACCCGCGACAGCUGCCGCGGUUACAUCUGAUGCAGUUACGUCGGACAGGGUUACGUCUGCGGCGGCCCCGUGUGCCAGCUCAGCGUCGUCCGCGCAUGACAGGUCAGCAUCAUCCACGCAUGCCAGGUCAGCGUUAUCCACGCAUGCCAGGUCAGCGUCAUCCGCGCGUGCUCGGGAGGUUCUGGAGAAUAUGGCAGUGCUGCUGAUCGGAGAGCCGUGGGCCGUUGAUCGGCUGAGAUGGAGCGUGGAGAUCGCAGAGUGCAUCCAGAGGGCUCAGGGCAGCAGCCCCCUCCUUCUGCCCUCUCCUCUGGCACGACGAUUCUUCUUUGCCUCUAGGAGCCUGCGGUUGGUUGGUAGGGAGAGGGACGAGGAGGGGGGUGAUGAGGUGAGGGGAGACGCAGAGAAGCGGGAUGAAUUGAGGGGUGGAAUGGAAGGGGAAGAAGAACAGGAGUGUGCAGGGAAGGGGAAAGAGGAGGAGGAAGGGGAGAAUGGGUAUGAAGGGAGAGGGGUAGGAGAAGAGGGGGAGCAGAUUGAGCGUGGAGGAGAAGUGGGAUUGGGUGGGAGUGAUGCUGGUGUUGGUGCUUCAAAACGAACGCAGCUGUUGAUUGGGGUGGUUCGGCCGGACGAGAGACGCGAGGAGGAGAAGUGGGAGGGAGGCUCGGUGGCCGUGCUAGGCUCGGCAGAGGCUCGGGAGGAGCUGGCCGAUCGGAUGGAAGCACUUUUAGAGGCCAGCACUGCUGCCCGGCAGGCUGCCUGGGAAGAAAAAACUGCCCGGCGGGCAGUUGAGCAGGCAGAGUGGGCAGAAAAACAGUUGAGUGUGAAUGCAGAGUGGAGGGAGGCGAGGGAGAGGGAGAGGGGGGUGGCAGUGGAAAGGUGGGUGAAGGGGAGAGGUAGGGUGAAGAGUGUUAAUGAGGCGUGGACUCAAGUGGUGGAGCGAGAGAGAGGGAUCAAAGGAGGGGUUGACGGGGGAAGGGAGAGGGGGUUGGAAGGUGGGGAUGAAAGGGGAGAAGAGAAGGCGAUGAUGGUGGGUGAUGGGGGGUUUGAUACGGUGAAGGGGAUGAUAGUGGGUGAUGGGGGGUUUGAGAAGCGCAUGUUGGAGAGGCAAGGGGAGGGGCGGGAAGGAGGAGGGUCGCACAGCAUCCUCCCAGACCCAGCCUCUUGUGAGUCUCUCCUCUCAGCCCUUCGCAUCGCCUCAACGCACCACCCUCAACGCCAACCCUCGCCCGACCCGUCCCCACUUCCUCCUCCUCCUCCGUCCUCCUCCUCCUCAGCGCACUCUCCUUCGACCCCGGCUCCCAUCGCUUCCUCCGCAGUCCCUCAAGAGACGUCACUCCAAGUAACCACAACUCCCCCCCUGCCCACGGCGACUUUUCAGGCGCCUCAAACUUCGAACCUUGCUCCCAUCACUUCCUCCGCAGUCCCUCAAGAGACAUCACCCCCAGUAGCCACAACUCCCCCCCUGCCCACGGCACGGGCCAUGCUGUGGCGCCUGGCGGGUGCUGGUGCUGCACUGUCCGCUGCUGCCUUCAACGAGGCCAUUCGAGAGGCUGCUGAGUGCUGCGAGAGGGGCGAUGAGGGGAGCGAGUCCGAAAUGCCUUCAGCAGCAGCACCACCAUCAGCACCAUCAGCAGCAGCAGCAGCGAUGGUGGAGGAGGUGGAGGGGCUUCUGCUUGAGAUGCAUCGACGGGGCGAGCUGCCGAACCAGGACCCCUCGUGCUACAUAGCGCACCUCUCGCCGGCUCUGCCGCGCCUCUCGCGCCACUUAGCGCGCCUCACGCGCCACUUAGCGCGCCUCACGCGCCACUUAGCGCGCCUCACACGCCACUUAGCGCGCCUCACGCGCCACUUAGCGCACCUCUCCCCGGCUCUGCCGCACCUCUUGCGCCACUUAGCGCACCUCUCCCCGGCUCUGCCGCGCCUCUCGCGCAACUUAGCGCACUUCCGCCGGCUCUGCCGUGCCCCUCGCGCCAUCUCGGCGCUCCCCCCCUCCCCUCGACCGUCCGCCGCGACGAACGCGACCGUCAGCCGCGGACGCGACGAACGCGACCGUCAGCCGCGGACGCGACGAACGCGACCGUCAGCCGCGGACGCGACGACCGCGACCGACAACCGCGGACGCGACGUCCGCGCCGACGACGAGGGCGGACGCGACGUCCGCGCCGACGGGCAGCGCGGACACAACAUCCGCGCCGACGACGAGGGCGGACGCGACGUCCGCGCCGACGGGCAGCGCGGACGCGACAUCCGCGCCGACGACGAGGGCGGACGCGACGUCCGCGCCGACGGGCAGCGCGGACGCGACAUCCGCGCCGACGACGAGGGCGGACGCGACGUCCGCGCCGACGGGCAGCGCGGACGCGACAUCCGCGCCGACGACGAGGGCGGACGCGACGUCCGCGCCGACGGGCAGCGCGGACGCGACAUCCGCGCCAACGACGAGGGCGGACGUGACGUCCGCGCCGACGGGCAGCGCGGACGCGCCACCCGCGCCGACGACGAGGGCGGUCGCGACGUCCGCGCCGACGGGCAGCGCGGACGCGACAUCCGCGGACAGCCGCCGCGGUCGGGACGAACGCGGGCAGCCGCCGCGGACGGGACGAACGCGGGCAGCCGCCGCGGACGGGACGAACGCGGGCAGCCGCCGCGGACGGGACGAACGCGGGCAACCGCCGAGGACGGGACGAACGCGGGCAGCAGCUACGGACGGGACGAACGCGGGCAGCAGCCGCGGACGGGACGAACGCGGGCAGCCGCGAACGCGACCAGACGGGGGAGUACCCAGCUGCGGACAGCACGCAACUCAUCCCCACCACUGACCGCGCCGUCCCUCCGGACAGCGUCGUCACCUCUAGCACCUCCACCGUCCCCUCCUCCCCCCCCCCCCCCCCCCCCUCCCCCCCCCCCUCCUCCCUCACUCGUUAUGGCAGACGAACCUUCGUCGCUUGAGCUCGCCUCGAUUGACAAACUCGAGCUCCUCAACGGCACCACCGCAGUCAAUUGGGUGUCGUUUGAGGAGAAUCUCUUCACGUACCUUGGCUCCGUCCGAGUGGGAGAUUAUUGCCUUCUUGACGUCGUCCUCGAAACGCCUCACGGCCUCCCUCCCACCCCGCCCCCGCUCCCAGGCUCCUCCCCUCCUGACGCCCCACCACUCCCGACCGAACCCGCCCCUCAAGCCCCCAUCCUAGGGGCUUGGGAGGAUGACCCAGACAGGUGGGCUCGCACCCUCAACAAGUACAACAAGGAGCGAGACGACUACGUCAUCAAGGGCAGAGCACACGCGGCUGCCGUCGCCGCUCACGAAGCUGCUACUGCAAAGCUUGCAGAGUUCAAAGCCAUCUCCGAAGCAUACUCUACUAACCUUCACACCCUUCUUACAGCACGCAUCCUUGACUGCCUCCCACCCACCUAUGACACUUACCGCAUCAACUUCACCUCCCAGCACAUUCGUCCUCCCCCUGUAGCUGUUACCAUCGACUGGCUCCUUGACAAACUGCCGCAACUGCUGCAACUACUGAACAACCCACCUCCUCCUCUCACCCCCCCGGCUUCACACCGUUUCCUUCCACAGGCUUCAUAG